Molecule: messenger RNA, 468 nt
Organism: Entamoeba invadens IP1
Lineage: Eukaryota; Evosea; Mastigamoebida; Endamoebidae
Product: protein disulfide isomerase, putative
Exons: 1
Coding region: 1-468 (155 amino acids)
Biological process (GO): protein folding
Cellular component (GO): endoplasmic reticulum
Molecular function (GO): protein disulfide isomerase activity
Source: RefSeq, a predicted model, not a curated record
AUGGUGUUGUUGGUACUGCUUUUAUUUGUUGUAACGUCAAAAAAAAUCGACGAGUUAUUGAAAGAAGUAGAUGAAGCGGAUGAUGAGACUGCACCAAAAGAAGGACUUCUUGAAUUGUCUUCACAAACGUUCAAAAAAAUCACCAAUGAAGACAAAUAUGUGUUUGUUCUAUUUUACGACCCCACGUGCCCACACUGCAAAAAGGUCAUUCCCCGUUUCAGACAACUCGGGUUCUUAAUGAAGGAUUCCACCGAUUUUAUUGUCGCUCAACUCGAUUGCGAUAUGUACCACUCGUACUGCCACAAACAGUCUUUUUUGAAGGGUUAUCCUUCUCUUUUCUUAUUCCACAACGGGACUAUAUACCAAGAGUAUAAAAUGUCAUACUCUCCUGAGGCAAUGAAAGAUUUUGUCCUUUACCUGAUCAAAGAAUCUCAAAACAAUCAACACCCACAGAAGACUGAACUGUGA